This is a messenger RNA of Lepidothrix coronata (blue-crowned manakin), 13544 nucleotides long. RefSeq names its product POU class 2 homeobox 1 (gene POU2F1). Gene Ontology annotation, cellular component: nucleus. The transcript is spliced from 16 exons. Gene Ontology annotation, molecular function: RNA polymerase II cis-regulatory region sequence-specific DNA binding; DNA-binding transcription factor activity, RNA polymerase II-specific. The record is from RefSeq and is a predicted model, not a curated record. The coding region runs from base 133 to 2397 and encodes 754 amino acids. Gene Ontology annotation, biological process: regulation of transcription by RNA polymerase II. Lineage: Eukaryota; Metazoa; Chordata; Aves; Passeriformes; Pipridae.
CUGAAGUUGUAUUUCUCCCCCCCACCUCCCCACUCCCUUUCGUGCUCGGUUCAGAGCAGUAGUGUAGAUUUGAUAGAAAUUGCCAUUCUCCCGUUCCUUGGACUAUCUGAACCCGUAGAGGAGACCACAGCAAUGCUGGACUGCAGCGACUACGUUCUAGACUCAAGAAUGAACAAUCCGUCAGAAACCAGUAAACCAUCAAUGGAGAGUGGGGACGGGAACACAGGCACGCAAACAAAUGGCCUGGACUUUCAAAAGCAGCCUGUGCCUGUCGGAGGAGCAAUCUCUACAGCCCAGGCCCAGGCCUUCCUUGGGCACCUUCAUCAGGUCCAGCUCGCUGGAACAAGUUUACAGGCUGCUGCUCAGUCCUUAAAUGUACAGUCUAAAUCUAAUGAAGAAUCUGGGGACUCUCAGCAGCCAAGCCAGCCUUCCCAGCAGCCUUCAGUGCAGGCGGCCAUACCCCAGACCCAGCUCAUGCUGGCCGGAGGACAGAUCACUGGGCUCACGUUGACGCCAGCCCAGCAACAGUUAUUGCUCCAACAGGCGCAGGCACAGUUGCUGGCGGCUGCAGUGCAGCACUCAGCCAGUCAGCAGCACAGCGCUGCUGGUGCCACCAUCUCAGCCUCUGCUGCAACGCCGAUGACGCAGAUCCCUCUAUCUCAGCCAAUACAGAUUGCACAGGAUUUGCAGCACUUGCAGCAGCUUCAGCAGCAGAAUCUCAACCUGCAACAGUUUGUGUUGGUGCAUCCAACAACCAACUUGCAGCCAGCACAGUUCAUCAUCUCACAAACACCGCAGGGGCAGCAGGGUCUCCUGCAAGCGCAGAAUCUCUUAACGCAACUACCUCAGCAAAGCCAAGCCAACCUCCUGCAGUCUCAGCCAAGCAUCACCCUUGCCUCGCAGCCAGCAACCCCAACACGCACAAUAGCAGCGACCCCCAUUCAGCCACUUCCACAGAGCCAGUCAACACCAAAGCGAAUCGACACUCCCAGCUUGGAGGAGCCCAGUGACCUUGAGGAGCUUGAGCAGUUUGCCAAGACUUUCAAACAAAGACGGAUCAAACUUGGAUUCACUCAGGGUGAUGUUGGGCUCGCUAUGGGCAAACUCUAUGGAAAUGACUUCAGCCAAACUACCAUCUCUCGCUUUGAAGCCUUGAACCUCAGCUUUAAGAACAUGUGCAAGUUAAAGCCACUUCUGGAAAAGUGGCUCAAUGAUGCAGAAAACCUCUCAUCUGAUUCAACUCUCUCCAGCCCAAGUGCCCUGAAUUCUCCAGGGCAAGGGAUCGAAGGCUUGAACCGUAGGAGGAAGAAACGCACCAGCAUAGAGACCAACAUACGUGUGGCCUUAGAGAAGAGUUUCCUGGAGAACCAAAAGCCUACCUCGGAUGAGAUCGCCAUGAUAGCUGACCAGCUAAACAUGGAGAAGGAGGUGAUCCGCGUUUGGUUCUGUAACCGGCGCCAGAAGGAGAAAAGGAUCAACCCACCCAGCAGUGGUGGAACCAGCAGCUCGCCCAUCAAAGCAAUUUUCCCUUGCCCAACCUCACUGGUGGCAACCACGCCAAGCCUUGUGACUAGCAGUGCAGCUACAACCCUGACUGUCAACCCCGUGCUCCCUCUGGCCAGUCCUGCUGUAACUAGUCUGUCAGUCACAGGCACAACAGAAACCACCUCUAACAACACGGCAACAGUGAUUUCAACAGCACCUCCAGCUUCUUCAGCAGUGACAUCACCCUCCCUGAGUCCUUCCCCUUCUGCCUCAGCCUCCACUUCAGAGGCAUCCAGUGCCAGUGAGACCAGCACAACACAGACAACCUCCACUCCCUUGUCCUCCCCUCUUGGGACCAGCCAGGUGAUGGUAACGGCAUCAGGGUUGCAAACAGCGGCGGCAGCUGCGUUACAAGGAGCUGCACAGUUGCCUGCAAAUGCAAGUCUUGCUGCCAUGGCUGCUGCAGCAGGACUAAACCCAGGCUUGAUGGCAUCCUCACAGUUUGCAGCUGGAGGUGCCUUACUCAGUCUCAAUCCAGGGACAUUAGGUGGUGCUCUCAGCCCAGCCCUGAUGAGCAACAGUACACUGGCAACUAUUCAAGCUCUUGCAUCUGGUGGCUCUCUUCCAAUAACAUCACUGGAUGCAACUGGAAACUUGGUGUUUGCCAAUGCUGGAGGUACCCCUAACAUCGUAACUGCCCCUCUGUUCCUGAACCCUCAGAACCUUUCUCUGCUCACCAGCAACCCAGUUAGCUUGGUCUCUGCAGCUGCAGCCUCCGCAGGGGCCUCUGGACCAGUCGCCAGCCUUCACGCCACCUCCACCUCAGCCGAGUCCAUCCAGAACUCUCUCCUCACGGUGGCCUCUGGGAGCGGGGCCACGUCCACCACCACUACUGCCUCCAAGGCACAGUGAGCCGGGCUGAGCUGUGCUGCCAGCAGCCUGUUUCACUGUGCGGUGGGAUUGGCUGCCAGCAGGGUUUAUAAACUGAAAAUGCGAUGGGCAUCCUCUCACCGUGUUGCUGGGGACGAGAGAGAGAGAGAGAGAGAGAGAGAGAGAGAGAGAGAGAGAAGGAAAAAACAAAAAAAAAGAAAAAUAAAAUAAAAAUAAUAAAAAAAAACCAAAAGCGAAACAGGAAGGAUUUAAAGCUGGGACAGACAUUUGCCUAAUUUUAUAAUAAACACUGUCUUUUCAGGAUCGCUUCAUGGAUCGGAGAACUUUCUAACCAAAAAUGUAAAAAAACAAAAAAACAAAAAAAAACCACAAAAAAACAAAAAACCACAAAAACACAAAAAAAGUGAAAGGACUACUUAUCAUUUCCAGCAGUCACAAUGACAAGUUAAGGUGGGUUAUCAGUUCAAACAUAGGAAGGGGAUUUCUUGGUUCUUUUUGGUCUAAAUAUCUUUCUUUUUUAAUUAUCAUUUUAUAGGUCUGUUGUACAGGCCAUUAUGUCAUACAAGGUGUUUAUAAUCGUAUCAAUCAUGUUGGGGGUUCCUUUCUUAACUGGUACAAUUUAGGCAGGCCUGUAUUACUGGUGUAUCUCUAUUAUUAUUAUUAUGAUUAUUAUUAUUAUUAUUUUUAUAUAUAUAGUUUGGACGCGUUUGUCUUUGCUCCUGGAUUAUUUUCAGCGAGCUCCCACACCGCGAGGGGGAGGGCGGGGGGGUGGAGAGGAAGAAUGGAGCACAAAUAGACUUUCUGUCCUAAUCUUCUGGGAACGUUCUGAACAGUUUCCUCAUCCCUGAAUUUGUCUAAUGCCUACUCGUAGGGGUCAGAAGGAUUUACGUUCAUCGUUUGUGCAGGAGGCUCAGUGUAGCAGCAGAGAUCAUUGUGUGCAAACUUCCAGGCUGGUCUCUGCUUUUCAAGCAGAGGUAGGAAUUAGUUCCGAGCUGCAGUUCUCUCAAUUAUUAAGACAAAAUGGCCAAAUUCUGCUCUGAGCUUUGUGUGCUUGGCUCCUUUCACUUCAGAGAGCGGGAUGUGACCUCCCGAGGGCAGGUUGUGUGACGUAGCGAUGGCUCUUCUGUUCCAGUGAUUUCCUUUGGCUGUGCAAGAGCACACACAAAUGUUUAAAAAAUGUCACAUUACCCAGGCUAAUUGGCAGUAUGUAAAGCAGCAUUUGCAAUUCUAAAUUCCCACCAGGUGAGUUGGCACGGGAUUUCAAAAGGUCGGAUUCUCCCCGUUCAUAGCAAUAUUCCUUUUCCGAUGCUUCCAACGUCGUAUUUAGGAAAAAUUGUCCCGUAGAGGAGCGCUUCUGGCUGCCAAACACAGGAGCCAAGAAUAUGGGAGCAGAAGUUGCCAUUGUUGAUGCCAGCACAGCUCUGGGGUUUGCACACACCUGAGUCAUCUCAUGUGGUCUCUGAGCUGCGGCGCCGCUCGCUGAGUAAAAUCGGGAAUAAGCGUCUCCGAGCGGCACGUCGGGGUCGCCUGUCACUGUCACUGCCUUUGCAAGGUCGGUUCUGAUCCGUGUAGCAAAGGGAUAUUUUUGUGGAUGAGGAAGAGGUGAUGAACUGUACAGAAGUUAGAUCCGUAUAUUCUUAAAUAUACAAUCCAGUAUCUGAACCAAAAAACAAAAAAAAGAUUUUUAAAAAGAGAAGACUGGAUCACUGCAAUGCAGUUCACUUGGAACUUUCCAUUCCUGAUGAAUUUAAAGGUUUCUGCCAUGUGUAUAAAACUAAAUUACUUUUAGCUAGCGAGGAUAUUAGAAGAGUCCCUUUCCCACCCACCCCCCUUUCUUUUGUCACCAGAGUGUCCUAAAAUAAUGAGCUGAUGCAGCUAUAUUCAUUAUUUUGAUGAUUCAGGGGGAUCCUGGAGCUUCUCAUCCAAGAUCCGGAAGGCAGCAACUUUAAAUUCUACAUAUGCUUUGGUUUGUGACCUGAGCAUGUGGGAUUUGUGUUUGCACUCAAGUGGCAGAACCCCUUAUCUCUCCCCCCACCGCCAUGGUUUUGCUCUGUUCAUCUCUAACUCUCCACCUUCCUGUUUUACUGAUAUUUAAACCAAUUACCCCUAAAACUUCAAAACUAGUGAACUGCAAGCAGGGAAACUAACAAAUGUCCGUCCACCGUUUCUUAUGUGUUUUUGAUUUUUUUUAUGUUUUAUUUUUUUAAAACUAAGCUUGAACCAAAGUCAAUUUCUAGCAAGCUGCUGUACUAAUGGACUAGUUUGUAUAAGUGCAGUUCAGAUGCAGAGAGGCGAUAGAUGCUACUGACAAUUUCUUUUUCAUUUGUCUUUUGUUUUUUAUUAAUUUUAUAUAAAAGUUGCUGCUUGUUUUUAAUCUUUUUUUUUUUUGGUUGGUAAUUUGUGUUAUCCUUGGGGCAGACUCUUAACUUGAUUUUAAUUUGUUUUCUUUUAUUUGAUGUGUAAAUAGAAUGGCGAUGUCAGAGGAUUGUUAAUCCAACAGGUCCCACCUUUACCCCCCCAGUGUGGAUGAAUCUAAGUGUUUUUUAUGUGUCUCUGUGUCUUCAGGCUGUGUGGGAGACUUUUAGGGCUAUGAAUAAUACUGCAAAAGUGGAAAUGGCCCACAGUAAUGUCUUCAGAGCAGUAACAGAUAUAGCUGGGUGAGCUUCAGGGAGGCAGGGGAAAAGUAGAAGAGGAGAUGCUGGUACCCACUAUGUUGCCUGGAGGCCAUAGCAUGGACUAUAGUUUCUACCAAAGGAAUGCCAAGUCCUUGGGACUUGUCUUCAGUGAAGUAAGAGGAUGGGGAAAACUGCAGCUAUAGCAUUGGUUCCUGGCUCUGAAAGUUCCUGCUUACUUCCAAUGCCUGUGCAAAAGUACAAUUUAUCAGGAAGGUUUUUUUGUUAAAGGGAGGAUACUACUGGUCUUUUCUCCAGUGUAUCCUCUACUCCCUAAGGGUUUUGUGGUGGGGUGGGGGGGGAACGGUCCUUGCAUAUAUCUAGGAAACACAAAGAAAGGUGGGCCUUAAAUCAGUGGAAAAUCCUCUUUCCAAAGUUCAAAGAGACUGUGCCAUUAGCUGUCUGAAUGAGUUUUCAUGUCCCAUUCUUGCUGGUUUGUGGUUGGGAGAGGGUCUUGUUGAGUACAUAUCUGGAACACUAAUGCAGCUUGGAUGGUUUAUUUAUUAUAAAAAUCUGCUUUUUUUCCUGACUACCUUUGCAUUGGUCACAUGGCUUUGGUGUGAGCACCUUAUACCCCCUUACCCUCCUCCUCUCUACCCCAUCACCCUCUCUGGGGCCCAGAUUCCAGGGAAUUUCUUAGCAAGUCUUUUUCUGAGAGAAACUGGAAACUCAGUAACCACAUAUCCAAGAAAGAGCUUGGUUUUGCUUGCAAAAGCUGACAUACUACCCAAACAGGACAUAUCCCAUGGCAUCCAUUGCCAGUGUGCUCUGAUUCAUUGUCCUAAAACAUCCCUGUGACUGACUGACUGUUGUUCCUGGAGCCUGCUUUUUGUCCCUAUCAGUGUUUUUCCUUAUGGAUGCUGGCUACCUCUGGCGUUUUGGUGAAAUAUGGAAAUCAGAUUGGCAGGGAAUGUACAUCUGCCUAGUUAGAGCAUAUGUGUCCCUUCAGAGCAUGAAAAUGUGAGAUCAUGUACUAUAACUUAGCAGAAGUUUCCUUUUAAAUCAUAAUCAUGCUGGCAGCAGAAAUUGAUGCAUCUGAAAAGAAACGAUAACAAUUGUAUACAGGCCCAGUAAAUAUGAUCAGAAGGAAUUUGAUGGUGUUGUUGGAAAAGGAUAAUAGCAUCUCUUUUUCAGAGCUCCAUGUCCCUGUAUUUAAAGGUGAGAGGGUUGCUUUUCAUAGUUACAAUCAUGUCACAGUACACAUGCAGGAAAAGAGAAGGUGAAAAACUCUCUCAUUACAGAUGAGAACAGUUAGCUCAGAAAGCAAAACAUUUACAGAGGCACAGAUACAGAAGGUCAAGAAUAAUUUAGAAAAUGGCUUCAGGAGGAGGUAUAGCCUGGUGAUGACAUUUUUUUCUGAUGUUAAGAAAAACAUGUUUUGCUUUAGCACACUUUGGCUUUAGCACACUUGAUCUCCUCAGAACACAGUAGUCACCAUAGAAAGAUUUAUGAUUUAUGAAAGUACAUACAGAUGGGGCUGCUUACAAUAGUUGUAUCUGUGUGUUUAAACCUCCUUAAGAGGAUUUAUUUUGUUUCUGAGUUACUGUGCAGUAUGUCUUAGUCUAAGUACAUUUUUAUCAUGUUACUCUGAGAUGGUGUGUAUGUAGAUAUACACUUCUCUUGGAACUAUGACCUAAUGUUUAAAUGCCACUGUGUUGACACAUUUCUGCAGUUGAGUUACUAAAGGAUGCAGGAGUGUUAAUUCCCUAACUCUGUCCACAUUCCUGUAAAGCAACAUUCGUUAAAACAGAAAUUCCCUCUUUUUUGUUACAAAUGGAGCAGCACAACCGUUACAGCUGGAAUCAUAUCACAGAUAUUAAACUUAAAACGACAUCUGAUUUACCUUAAAUAUUAAUAUUUUCUUAGAUAAAGAUUUACUAUACAAAAUGAUCUUGGAGAAACAAGUAGCUUCUCAUGAUCAUUGGAGUGCUUUAGGACAGACAAAGUAGUGCAUCUGCUCUGAGCUUUUAAUGAUACUUGUUUUCCAACUGGAAGCUUAAAAUUUAGAUCUAUUUAUUGCCAUGUUAACUUGAUGAAGAAUCACUGCUCCCUAUUCAUGUUCUGCUCGAAGUGGUUAAAGCAUGUUUAUCCACAGGGCCUGGGUAUCCCUGCUGGAUGUACACCUGACUGUUGCCUAGGGUGGAGUGUUACCAAAGGAGUAAGCUGGCCUGCUGCCCCCACUGUGUUCUCACACAGCCAACUCAAAUUCCUUUGUAUUUUUGCAACCAGUACAUCCUACCUGUCCCUCCCAAAGUACUAUAGCAAUACAGAAUUCAAGAUACCUGCCUUGCACAAGUUCUACCCUUUUCAGUUGUUGAACUUCCUGUUGCUGCUUGUGAGUUUUUCCUCUUCUUUCCAGCAGGGAAGUCCCCUAAAAUACUUUAAAGAUAUUUGACAGAGGAGGAUUUGUGAAAAAGUUGCUGGCUCACUGUUUGCCAUUUCUUAAAAUGUUCAUAUCUUCGUCUCUGUGAUCUGAACAGUACCUGGUUCCCUCUGUGUCAGUGCAAGCAGUUUCAGUGCUUUAGGAACAAUGAAAAGCAAUUCCUCUGCUUGCAUAUCUUCACAUAUGAACACAUGAAGUAACACAUGGAAAAAAAACUCGGUAUUUUUUCAGCUUGUCUAUUUUUAUUUGAUCUGUCUACCACUUCUCCCAGGAUACUCCUUUUACCCCCAUGGGAUGCUGUUAGGAGGGCGUUAGGAAGACUGCACUGUAAUUAGAAAUAGUUGAACUGUGGGAGAAAAGACAUCUUUUAGUCAAGUAGGCAAAUAAGGUCAGCAUGCAGAACGUAUCAGGUACUUCUUUUCUGACCGAAUUCCUAAACCCAGAGCAACUACUGAGCUUUGUCUCGGGGCUGCUUUUAACUCCAUCAGUGAUACCCUGCUAAGAACCGUCCAUAACUGGAAUAGUCUGGGCCCCCUUCCUUCCUCCUUCCCUCCUCCCCUCUCCCUCCUUGUUCCUUCCUCAUCUUCCCUCAGCAAAAGGUAGCACCAUACAGCUCUGAGAACAAUACUUAUGGGUAGCAGCUGGCUUCUGGCACCUUCAUAAAAUACCUCAGCAUAGCUUAGCAUUGUCGCAGAACUGGUUUUAAACUGAAAAAAAUCAGAAGAGAAAAGCAAACUUUAUAAAUAGUGGAGAUAAUUCUAGCUGUAGAGUUUAGUUGAACUGAUGUUUAUUAUGAUUGAUAAACAUGAUUAUGCUGUAUGUAUUUGAGAUCCUGUUUAUAGGUUACAACUUUAUAGGGUCGGGUGGGGGUGGGUGGAUGUUGGGGGCAGAGAAGGGGGGUUUGACUGUGUUAGAAGGAAAAUGUUUGCUCAUAAAUUUUUUUCCUUGUAUCUGUCUUGCCAAAGGAAACAUUUUGUCGCUCCUGGGUUUGGGAUUGUUGUUUGGUUGGUUUAUCUGUGGUCUAAUCUGCAGCACAGCACGUGGUGGCAUGCAGGUUACUGAUGGGGUUGCUGUUCAGGGUCCUUUCGAGUGUGCGCACACUUCCCUCCCUCUUGGCCUUUCCUUGCCCUUCACUGGGAUCUAAAGAUGAGGCAACAUGUACCUGGGAGGCUCGGGGGAAAGGAGAUGGCUGUACUGGGUUAGAAUCAACCUCGGUGGUGUAAAUCCGUUCCAGUUGAGUUGCUCCAGAGCUGAACUGGGUCCAUUGUGUUUGACUUCGGGAAGGGACAAGAAUGGUUGUCGCAUCUUAAUCUUAUCUGGGAGAGCAAAAGUGAAACAGGUUCCUUUUAUCCCCCUUGUCUUGUUACUGAAUGUAGGGCUUGUAGUGCUUGAUAAUAGGUGGAAAACUUUUUAAACACUUCCUUUUCUAAUAGCAAUGCUAAUCCUGUCUAGACCAAAAACUAUGAAAGAAAAAACCAAACUGAGAGGUGAAAGCUAACCUACUCCUAACACCUGGCUGGUCUGCCUGAAAGGGUUGAAAUACUGUGAGACGGUUGUGGGAGAGGAGCUUUGAGGUGUUGUUGGCGAGGGAGUGGGUCGUUCUCCUGGCCUAUGUCUUGGUGUUGCGGUGGGAGUAGCAGAAGAGCGAGUGGUUGUUGCCUUGGGAAGGGCGUUGCAGCCCACUCCGACCGGACUCCAAGGCUCCCUUCCCGUUUCCCUUCCAGGCUGAUGGAGCAGGGGAAGAGGGGAGGGGUGUGCGUGGGUGUGUGUGUGUGUGUGCGCCUGGCUGUGUGCGGUGAUCCAGAGAGGUGGGUUUCUAAAGGAGCUCAACUCCACUGGGGCGGGAGAAUUCCCAGUGGCCUCGUAGGGAACCAAAGGCACUGAUAAGUUGUCAGCUCUGCUGUUCUCAGAGCGGGUAAGAGGAGAAGCUGGGUGGGGGUUUUUGAGCUUUGGGUCAGUGUCCCUUUCUCUAAGGACCUCAUCUCUUUCGGGUACUCCCACCUUUUCUGCACAGAGUUGCUUUGGCUCUGUGAAGACAAACAGUAUGUGGGGUUUGCCCAGUGCUGCAGGUCUUAGGCUGAUGUUGGGAUACAGUCAGGGAAAACUGUUUCUUUCCUUCAAAUGUGGAAGCAGUGUAGUCCAAGGUCAGAGUCUGUUCAACAGCUUUUGCAUAUGGUCUUUCUCUUAAGGGAGGGACCUUGAAGACUCCUUUCUUUGCUCCCCAAAGCAGCCUUGUACAUGUUCAUGUAUUGUGCUAUUGGGCUGAGCUGUUUUAUCAGUGAACUUGGUGGGCUCUUGUGAAGAAAGGGAGGGAGGAAGGGGGAGAGGCAGGUUGUCCAGCUACUCUUCCUCCGGACACCAAUCGGGUUGCAGAACUUCACUGAAAGCUUUACUAAUAGAAUUGUUGUUCUGACAUUAUGUAAAAGUGGUAUUAAUAUUGUGUGACUUUUCAAAGAGCUAGUUAGAUUUAUAGAUAGUUAAUAGGGAUAUUGAAGAAAUGACUUCUCAAAGAAAAGAGCACUUGGAACAAAAGAAGUGGAAAACAAGGUGUGCUUUAUGGAAAACAAAUCUGAGGAAGGAAAUGAAACAGCUUGUGGGAGGCGAGGGAAGAUGAUACCCUUUGGCGUUCCUUAGUGCUGCUGAGGCUCAGCCCCAGAACUGGAACAAUACCCCCUCUGCCUUAUUUCAUCUCUCUACCAAACAGGACAUUGUCAAGUAGCUCAGACCAAAAUGCUGAUCUGUCUUAAAUCUGUGUUGGUCUGCUGGUGAAUAUUCUCCGGCAGAGCUUUACAUAAUACCGUAAGAUACUUAAUUUAUCGCGUUAGUUUCCCCUUUCCUCCCAAAAUUGUCUUAUCAUGUUGUAGGCCCCACUUCAGGAUUCACACUGCCUUUGCUGAAUUUUGUAGCAGCAGCUACUGAAGCCCCAUUCCCCGAAUGUCGUAACUUCGUGUGCGUUCAAAGCCGGCACGUUGCGGUGCUUUAAAAACCUGAAAUUAUUAUUGAACAGUAGGAAUCCUGAGACCUCGGGAAUGGCACGCCAAGGGGCAAAUCGUGGAGAUCGCACAACCCCCUUGGGAAACAAUUUAGGAACGAGAGCACCCGUGACAGUGUCCUGAGUACAAGGCAGUUGAGACAAAACCUUUAGUUCUUCCCCCAUUCACUCUGCAUGUGUCGGCCUCUGUGACCCCGGUGCUCCCUGCACCUGAGCGAGUCCGAGGGGGAAACGCAAAGCGAAAGACUUGGAGAUCAGGGCUGCUCCCCGCGAGUUCCCGGGGAGCCAGACUGCGCCUCCCCGCAAGCCGGGGAAGGGAAGGGACCGCUGCAGAGCCCCCCGCGGGUGGCUUGGCGAGGGCUGGAGCAGCACUGGGCCCCUGGGGCGCCUCGUGUGCCAGCGGUCCGUGGGAAGGACCUGGGCAGGAGCUUCUGCGUCCCCGCCAGUGCUGUUGUUCCAUUUCCUUCCUCUGUGGUAGUGUCUAAGGCUAGGUGUGAGUAGGUGUGGGGUGUUUAUCCGCCACAGGUACAGGAGCUGUCGUAUACCUCAUUUCUAACUCGUAACUGAGUAACUUGCUUUAACUUUCUCCAAACCCCACAGAGUUGCCAAGUCUGCCCUCCCUCCUUUGAUUAACACUGAACUCUGGCCUAUAGCACCCCGUGACCUGCAACCUGGGGAGGUGACCCCCUAACGCCUCUGAAUGUCGCUGCUUAAAAGCUACUGCAAAGUGAGGGCAAAUUGCAAUCUUAUCUUAUUUCCUUUGGUUACAAGGGGUCCUCUUGAUUAGUCUGUGAAUAUCCACCCCCUCCCCUCCACUCUCUGCGGAAAAGGGCCACCCGCGCUGCCUUUUCCCACCCCGGGGCCACACUGAACUCCAGGGCCCCGAGGCACUCUCAGCCCAGUGCUGCGUACAUGCUACUCACUUUUUAACAUGACCAAAAAAAAAAAAAAAAAACAAAGAAAAAAAAUAGAAAUCUCCAAAUAUUUAAUUUUCUUCUUUAUUAUUUGACAAUCCUGUAUCCCUUCCCCCACUCCCCAGCCUGGCCAGAAGCUGCAUCCUUAACCCGGUCCAUCUUUAUUUGAAUGUAGUUCCCCUACCCCCAUGGGAAAGAGAAGCUUUGUCAGGUCACGGUGGCUGCUAUAAGUCGGGAGGGGGCGGUUUCUUUGUUUUGUUUUGUUCUUUUAAAAUUUCCAGCCAAAACCAAAGAUUUCCUAAUGAUUGUAUAAACUCAAAACAAACAAACAAACCAAAGACAAAGGGCGUCUUCAGCACCAAGCCCAUCUGUGAGGCCGGUCUGGCCAGGGCAAGGGUCUCUGCCCAGCCCGGGGCUCCGAAACACCCCAGGAAGAAAUUCCCUGCUCCAGGGUGAAAUCUGGGGCGCAGGCGCUGGGAGGGGGCGGCCCGGGGGGGGGCUUCGCAGGUGGGUUGAGGAGCUGAAGACUUGGGUGCAGGAUUGGCUGCUCUGCUGGGUGCUUUAACCCUCUGGGGGCUGGGUGAUGUUGAUUAAUACACGCUGAGGUGCACUUCUGAGCUUUCCCCCCCCCUUCACUGCUUGGAAGAGGCUGUCCUGUUGUGAGAAAUCCCUGAAAGAAGAAGAAGCAGCUUUUCAUUUCUCCUCUAGUUCCUUUUUUCUAGAUUUCUUUUUAUUUUUGCAGCACCACUGUGCAACUAUGCAUUGUAUUUCUCAACCUUUUAUGCUAGGUAGAUGCCUGUGACUUUUUAACUUUUGGGGGGGGAUUGCAAAUGGAGGAACUUUUUACAUGGAUCUUUUUAAUCUCAGUUGAUUGGGGGGUGUUUGGUUCUAGGGUCAUACAAGCUCUAUCCCAAAGCAAAAUCCAAAUGUUAAUAUUAUUAGCCUGAUGCAGAUACCAAAGAUAAUUUCUUUCCUGCAGAACCUUAGACUUGUGUAUUAAGUACGAUUACCCAGCACUUGCAUUAGUCUAACCUCAGUAAUUCCAAAGCUUAGAUGUAUAUUUUGGUAUAUUUCUGGGAUAUUAAAAAAUUGUCGUUUAAAUUCUUGUUUGUUUCAGUGUAAUGCUCUUAAAGUCAUAGCAUGGAGAUAACUGAACUUGUCCUAUUCUUAGUAGUUUGAAAUAAUAGUAUUUUUGUAUGUUUUGGGUGUGUCUAUGUAUGUAUUAACAUAACAGUUUUCACUGCCUAGGUGUUCAUAAAAAAUAAAAAGAAAAAAAACCAACUGCAAAGGGUUUUUAAACUGUACAUAAUAUUCCAUGAGGAAUUUCCACCAGACCGCCAAUUUGGAUUGCAUUUUCACUGAUGGCCGCUCCCAACUGGGAUUCUUUCUUUGUUUUUAAAGAGACAGCAUGUUAUUUUUUUUUCCCCCAUUGACCUGAGGUUCUUUCUCAGUGUAAAGGGGUUUUCACUGUUUUUAAGGGAUGGGCCAAAGAGGAAGUUGCUUAAAUUUUAUUUAAAAAAAAAAAUAAUAAUUAUUUAACAUGUUAGUUUGAAAAGUACCCCUUUGUAUGAAGAAUUGAGAGUGGAAAACCAAGCCCUUUCUUCUAAAUCCGGUUAUAGUUUCCAAAGAGGUGAGGAUUUGUGAAUGUCUGGAGCAUCUGGGCAGUCCCUUUUUGCUUUUUUUUCCCCUAAAUAAGGCAAGUUUUCGGUCCUAAUGGUUUCACUGCUCUGUGCAGCUGCCUGCUUACACUGGCUGGGAGUUUUUUUUUUUCUCUUGCCCUUCCUCAUACACUGCAUUUAUACACUUGAGGUCAGCAGAACACUUGAAAUCAAGGGCCAUAUGGGAGUACCCUACCCAAACCCAACCCAAGCUUUUCUUGAGACUGAAAUGUGAGAGUCCCACACAUUUCAAAACCUUGCUGAUCACACUAAGGGUGAGGAGGAAGGCGAAAUGCUGUCUCUUUAAAGAUGUCCUUUAUAAUUAUUAUUAUUAUUAUUAUAUUAUUAUUAUUAUUAUUUUCCCAGUGGUUGCCUACAGAUAGCUGUAGGCAUUGAGAGAUUGUGUAGAUUACAGUAAAUCAGAAUGAAAAGGUAGAUUUUGUGUAGAUGCAUUUGUCUGCUGUAAUUUUUUAUAUAUAUUAAACUUACUGUAAUUGUACAGUUAAUUUCUGUUGUAAACAUCAUUAAACCAUUUUCCAAGUGUUUUAA